Messenger RNA from Gastrolobium bilobum, 1263 nucleotides. RefSeq names its product probable tetraacyldisaccharide 4'-kinase, mitochondrial. The transcript is spliced from 8 exons. Lineage: Eukaryota; Viridiplantae; Streptophyta; Magnoliopsida; Fabales; Fabaceae. Bases 1 to 1203 code for a protein of 400 amino acids. Gene Ontology annotation, biological process: lipid A biosynthetic process. Gene Ontology annotation, molecular function: lipid-A 4'-kinase activity; ATP binding. The record is from RefSeq and is a predicted model, not a curated record.
AUGGAGAAAUUGAGAAGAAUAGUGAAAGAGAUAGCUUACACUGAUAAUGUGAAUGUGAAUGUGUCAAAGCUCUCUCCAUUUCACCGCUCUCUGAUUCCUUUUCUUUCAUUUGCCUCUUCUCUCUACAAACUCACUCGCUCACUUCGCCAUUCCCUUUACCAAUACCGCUUCUUUCAUAUCCACCGUUUGCCAAUUCCAGUUAUCAGUGUUGGGAAUUUGACUUGGGGAGGUAAUGGGAAAACACCAAUGGUUGAGUUCAUUGCUCUCUUCUUUGCUCGUUCCGGAAUUUCACCCCUCCUUCUUUCCAGGGGUUAUGGCGGUGGCGAUGAAGUCAACAUGCUUCGGAGGCAUUUACUUGGGACACCGACUAAGUUUGGUGUUGGAGCUAAUCGAGCUGCUGUUGCAAAUCAUUUCAUCCAGAAAUAUGGCUACAUUGAUACUGGUAAUAGUUCAUGGUAUGAGAAACAAUAUCUUGAUGGGAAGGUCCAAUCUCUUGAUUCAGAAAAAAUUGGGGUUGUAGUUCUUGAUGAUGCAAUGCAGCAUUGGAGCUUGUGGCGUGAUUUGGAUAUUGUAAUGGUUAAUGGAUUAACUCUUUGGGGUAACCUUCAACUAAUGCCACUUGGACCUUUAAGGGAACCUUUGACUGCACUUAAGCGAGCAGAUGUAGUUGUAAUCCAUCAUGCAGACUUGGUUUCUGAGCAUGUUCUCAAGGAUAUUUACUCAAUGGUCCAAGGAAUUAAAGACUCUGUUCCUAUAUUCUUAACAAAAAUGGAUCCAACUUACUUAUUUGAGGUGGGAAUUGUCAAUGCCAAAAUACCAUUGACAGCUCUUCAUGAAGCUACUAUAUUAUGUGUUUCUGCUAUUGGUUCUGCAGAACCUUUUGUGAAGCAGAUUCAGAAGAUGGGAGCACUUUAUGUUGACCAAUUAGAUUUCAAUGAUCAUCACAUAUUCCAUUCCAGGGAUAUUGAUAUGAUCAGAGCCAGACUUAGAGAACUAGAGGGAAAGUUUUGUUCCAAACCAAUUGUUGUGAUAACUGAAAAGGAUUAUGAUAGGGAUCCAGAGAUUCUUAAGCAAUUAUAUCCAUUUAGAGUUUUUGUUCUCUGUUCUACAUUGAAGGUUCUGCCCUAUAGAGGAAACACUGAGGAUAGCUUUAAGAAAUUUCUCAAGGUGCACUUGAAACUAGAAUUGCCUGCAGCAAAUUAAUCUUAGCUGCUUGUAAUCUCUACCUUGCUAGCAUGUAGUUAACGUACCAAAUAUUGUUUC